This is a messenger RNA of Haemonchus placei, 771 nucleotides long. The record is from the annotation of a GenBank genome assembly. NCBI's taxonomy places the organism in Eukaryota, Metazoa, Nematoda, Chromadorea, Rhabditida, Trichostrongylidae.
AUGGAGUUAUCUGGGUUUCCACAUCAGGUAGGAGGUCAUUUCGGACUACUGCAAUGCAACGGCCAUGUUGCAAAGCCAAUGAACACAAGGGAACUCGCUUUCUACGAGCUAAUGGGGGACAAUUUGAGGAGAUUUGUACCGGACUAUUGCGGACGAGUCAGAGUGUGCGCCACCGUGGACGAUGACGGCGAGUUACAUUUGGUCGCUGAGCCGGUCGUAGAAUGUCAUCCCAAACUGAAAAGAUCGGGCUCUGUUCGUUUCCGCAUUGGUGAUUCGGGCAGAGUUGAGGUGAUCACGGAUCGCGUCCCGAACAACUACUGGGCGGCUGAGUGUCAAAGCAAAGUAGUUCAUAAGCUGCUGGAAGGGUCUUAUUCGUGGUUUAUUUUACUCAACAAUAUUGUAGCCACGUUUUCACGGCCAUGUGUCCUUGAUCUCAAAAUAGGAACCAGGCAACACGGAGACGAUGCGUCUGAGUCUAAACGCCAUCGUCAACUUAGGAAAUGUCGUGAAUCGACUAGUGCGACGUUGGGAGUAAGAAUUGUUGGAAUGCAGCUGUACGAAUCGAGAACGAAGUCCUAUACCUUUGUUGAUAAACAUGAGGGUCGACGAAUAGAUGCGACUGAGUUCCGAUCGUAUCUACAAAAGUUCGUUCGCACUUGUGGAAUCGGACGAGCAGCUCGCCUCAGACACAGGUCAGAUUUCUCAUCUUUUUCAGAAUCGUUUAUUUAUUUCUACUUGACAGUUGUUUACGUUUGCUUGUUGCCCUUUUGA